GGUUGCAGCUUGACGUCCAGGCAUAUACAUAUAUAAAUGUAUGAGCUCUCUUACAGUCACAGAAGCAGUGCGACACAACCAGAAAUAGACUGUAAAAAUAAAUAAAUGUAAAAAAAAUAAAAAUAAAAAAACGCUCUUGUUAAAAACACUUUCGUUAUGGACAACAUAGUAAUGUUUUUGAUAAUUUUUCACUCAUGGCUAAGGCUAAGCAAGGCGCAUCAAGAAACACAUUACCUUCACUACUUGAUUACAGCCAAGACCAAAACAGACCCAUUUACAGUAUUCAGUGGCGUGUGUGAGUCCGAUGACAAACAAAUCGCUUACUACAGUAAUGAAAAAGGAGUCUGGGUAAGAAGGAAUCUGACUGACUGGGCCAAAGCUCCAGAACCACCUGAAACUAGAGAAGAGUUCAUAAAUCUGCUGUACAAUCUGUCAAAGUGCACACCAUCUCCGGAGUGUCCUGAGCUUCAUGUUCUUCAGAAAAAAAUUGGCUGUGAACUGGAGAAACUUAAUGGAACAGUGAAGAGUUUUAAUGUCUUUAAUGAAAAAAGAUUUGAUGGAGAGGAUUUUAUAUCCUUUAAUAAUCACACUAUGCAGUGGAUUGAUAAAAACUCCAAAGCCAAAGAAACUAAAGAGGAAUGGGAUCAUCAAACAGAACGAAACCAGUACAUCAAAGAUUUCUUCAAGAACUGCUUUAACUGGAUCUCAACGUUUAAUAACACAAUUAAGAGUUCUCCACAUGUUCACAUCUUUGCGAGGAAAGCUCCUGAUGAUCACAGUAAUCUGGUUCUGACGUGUCUGGCCACUGGUUUCUACCCCAGAGAUGUUCAGAUGAACAUUAGAUUGAACAGAAACAUCCUUGAUAAUCAAACAUCUUCUGGAAUCAGACCAAAUGAUGAUGAAACCUUUCAGAUGAGAAUCAGUGUGAAGAUCAACAGAAACCAUGAAGGAUCUUAUGAUUGUCUGCUCAUUCACAGCAGUCUGACUGAACCAGUGUCAGUAAAAUGGGGUAAAUAUCACUAUAAAUUCAGCCACUCACAAUGUUGUAGCAAGAGAAUGUCCCGGGUUACUUCACUGUAACCCUGUUCCCUGAAAAGGCGGGAACGAGAAGCUGCGCUUUAUUCAGCGCUAUGGGAACAUCUUUUAGUCGUGACCAGCUGUGAAUAUGUGUGUAAAACAACGUCAAUGAAAUUUACCUAUAUUUAUAGCCUUGCGUGACGUCAUAGGAAUGCGUCGUAGCGAGUCUCAGACACUAGCUUGCGAUGUCGACUCAAGGACAUGAGAGCCCGGAGUAACAUGAACAUCCAAACUAUAAAACCUUAUGAAUGUGUGCGGAGAGGACCAACCUGCCGCAUCACAAACAUUUUGUAAGGGGGCGCCCCCGCCAAAGCUCUAGAAGAGGCAACUCCCCUGGUGGAAUGAGCCCUGAUGCCUGUUGGCGAAGUAUGACCACGCGCCUCAUAAGCAAGGGCAAUAGCAUCUCUCACCCAAAGUGACAUGGUCUGUUUCAUGGCGGCUGCUCCCCUGUUAUGGCCGCCAUGACAAACAAACAGUUGCUCUGACUUGCGCCACUGGCUGCUGCGGUGGACAUAAGUCUGAAGAGCACGGACUGGACACACUCUGUGAAGUCUCUCCUGAUCUGGCGUUGUGAACGGCGGAGGGCAGAAGGCUUCAAGAGUGACCAGAUGCAAGUUCGAGAAAGGAACCUUAGGCAGAUAGUCAGGAUGAGGAUGCAAAAUAGCUUUCACCAUUCCUGGGGCAAAGUCUAAGCAGGAUGGCACAAUGGACAGAGCCUGCAAAUCCCCAAUUCUUUUGAGAGAAGUUAUAGGUACAAGUACAGGCCCUCCAGGACUAUUGCUAGGUCCCAUGAAGGGAUCCUGGUUCUAGAAGGAGGCUUAAGCCUCCUAGCUCCUCGAAUGAAGCGAGAGAGCAGGACAUGCUUGCCCAAAAGGCACCCCGUCAAUCAAAGCGUGGCAAGCCGAGAGAGCAGCUACAUAAACCCUGAGAGUGGCGGGGCAUGUACCUGUCGAUAAUUUUCCCUGCAGGAAGUCCAGAACUGUAGCAGUUUGGCAGUUUACUGGAUCUGCAUUGUGUGCAGUACACCAUCUUUCAAAGACACCCCAUUUGUUGGUAUAACUUGCUCUAGUAGAGGGAGCUCUAGCAUUUAAAAUAGUCUCGAUAACUUCAGGUGAAAGCCCUGUGUCCCUCAGUUUGUUCCCCUCAGGGGCCAAACAUGAAGAUUCCACAUCUCUGGCCGGGGAUGAAAUAUUGUUCCCUGCGCCUGAGACAGAAGGUCCCUCCUGCUCGGUAAUCACCCAAGGCGAGCUGUCGAGGAGAUAUAUUAUCUCUGAGAACCAUAUUCCAUUCAGCCAACGCGGCGCUAUCAGAAAGAGGCAAGUCACUUGUUGGCGAAAUUGGCUAGAACUCCUGGGAGCACAGAAACCGGAGUAAACGCAUACAGGCACAUUCUGGGCCACAUAUGCUCAUCACAUCCAGACCCAGGGGAAGCUGGGUGACUCCAAAAGAAAUAGAGUGGACAUUGAGCUGCCUGUUGGGGCGAAGAGGUCCAUCUGUUUCAUAAAAUCUUUACCAGAUUUGACUACCUCGGGUGGAUUUCCUACUCCCCCCGUCGGUAUGCUCUGUCUGGACAGAUAUCUGGGGAUAUAAAUCACCAUGAGGGACAGGAACUUGUCCUGAGCCCAGAGCAGAACGCGCUGCAGUAGCCUGUCUAGACGUUGCAACGCAGGCCACCCUGGCGAUUCAUAUUAGAGGCUACCGCAGUAAUGUCCACCCGCACUAGGACAUG
Megalobrama amblycephala (Wuchang bream) is the source of this 2806-nucleotide messenger RNA. RefSeq names its product major histocompatibility complex class I-related gene protein-like. Gene Ontology annotation, cellular component: external side of plasma membrane. The record is from RefSeq and is a predicted model, not a curated record. The transcript has 4 exons. Gene Ontology annotation, biological process: immune response. Lineage: Eukaryota; Metazoa; Chordata; Actinopteri; Cypriniformes; Xenocyprididae. The coding region runs from base 157 to 1080 and encodes 307 amino acids.